Molecule: messenger RNA, 504 nt
Organism: Sphenostylis stenocarpa
Lineage: Eukaryota; Viridiplantae; Streptophyta; Magnoliopsida; Fabales; Fabaceae
Source: the annotation of a GenBank genome assembly
AUGCUAUAUGAGAGCAUUGAAUCUAAAGAACUGUCAUCGUCAGUCCUGGUUAAACUAGCAAGAUUGCAUGGAAAUUAUGGGAUUGUUGCCACAUCUGUCAUGUUCUCUGGCAUGAUGCGGCCAUUCAUCACCAUUAAAUGUUGUGAAAUCCUUGAAAGACUAGCAUCAAAUGAUGAUGUAAUUGAUUUCUUUGUUGAUCGAAAAGGGAAGAACCUUGAGCCAAAAAGACUAGAAGCUUUAGUUUGGUUUCUUGAGAACGAUGACAAUGAUGAUGUGCACAUGGCAGCUGCUGGUUUACUAGCUAACCUUCCAAAAUCAGAGCGUGAAUUCAACAUGAAGUUGAUUGACUUGGGUAGCCUUGAUGCAAUCAUAAGCAUUUUGAUCAAUGGUAUUAUAGAAGCAAAAGAAAGUGCUCCCAGUGUUUGGUGGGAAGGUUUAGCAUUUAAGAGAGAAAUAGUUAAAGAGUUUGUUGUUGGAUGGAUGAAGAUGCGAAUUCAUGAAUGA